Molecule: messenger RNA, 849 nt
Organism: Closterium sp. Naga37s-1
Lineage: Eukaryota; Viridiplantae; Streptophyta; Zygnematophyceae; Desmidiales; Closteriaceae
Source: the annotation of a GenBank genome assembly
AUGAAGCUAAUCAUUCAAUUUACAUUCUUCACACCCAUCACCCUCGCCCGCCUCUCCCCCAUCACCCUCGCCCGCCUCUCCCCCAUCACCCUCGCCCGCCUCUCCCCCAUCACCCUCGCCCGCCUCUCCCCCAUCACCCUCGCCCGCCUCUCCCCCAUCACCCUCGCCCGCCUCUCCCCCAUCACCCUCUCCCGCCUCUCCCCCACCCUCUCCCGCCUCUCCCCCAUCACCCUCUCCCGCCUUUGCGAGCUGCCUUCUCUCACCUCGCUCUCCUGCGUGGCGGCCGCUGAAACGUGUGACGCACAACAUCCUCUGCCACCCCUCACCCGCCUGCACCGCCUCCUCUUGGACUGUCCAGGCCCUAUCCACAUGGCUGUGCAGGGCUACUACCUGCCGUUUGACCCGUAUGGUCUGACCAAGGAGCCGUAUGAGAAGCUGAGGGUGCUGCACAUCAGCUGUGUGGACGACUCAGUGCUGCGCAAGGUGGGCGUGUUGAAGGCGCUUGAGGCCUUCUCCUGCACCAGUGUGUGGGAGGUGGUGGGUGCGAUGCACGGGCUGCAGCAUCUAGGCGUGCAUGGGGUGGCACGCAGUGAUCAGCACCUGCUAGCCCUCACAGCACUCACAUGCCUCACCACUCUCCGCAUCACUGGUACUAGCCUGAGGGAUAUCGGAUGCAUCAGGGGCUUUUCCCAGUUGAGGGACCUGGGGCUGGCUGGAUGCAGUGUGGAUGUGGCUUCACACGUGAGAGGGGGGAGCCACAGCAUGCCACAUCCCUGGACCUAUCAGCUACACGAGUCAGCUACAAUGUCCUUUCUCGGCUUUUCUUACUCAAGUGUUUGGAGCGCUUAA